AUGCACGAAUUGCUGAAGCACGUGCUUACUGAGCGCGACCUCACUCGUGCAGGGGACAUAUUCGCAAUUCCCGAUUCUGACAUCGUCAACGAUAUCAACGAAGUCUUAAAACAAAUUACCGAAAUUUCCUCCAGACCUGAUUACAUUCGUAAUGAUAGAGACCAGGCUUUAAUUGAAAUAUGUGUCACAAGAGUAACAUCCUGCAUUAAAGAGACUGGAACUUUGGCAAAGUACUGUAGUGCACUAGUUGCUUUGCUAGAGUCCUGUCUUCAUCACAAUCUUAUGCCAGUUGGACAUCUAAGAGAUGAUGAUCCACCACAUGCCAAAAUUGCCUCCGAUGUAAUUUCUUGUAUUGUGCUUGUAUCAUUCCCUUUACAAUCUGAAAAGGAUACAAGCAGUACUGCAGAAGUUAUGGAGUUAUUUCUUCCUGUAGCUGUACAAUUCUUGCAUAAGGGAAACCGUGAGAUAUCCAGACAUAUGGCUAGAUAUUUGUCAUUAGCGGCUGUCCAUCAUGCAGGACUUUUGAAACCACAUGUACAAACAAUUAUGGACUCUAUUAUGUCAGGCAACUACCCUCUAUGUCGCAUCCUAACCAAUUUAUAUGAAGUGUGUCCUGAGCCGCUCGAGGGGCAUGUUACUGCUUUAGUAGCAUUGCUUCCUCAUGCGGAACCAGUGGAGAAAAGUUCGCUUUUUGGUCUAUUUGAACAAAUUGCAUCAAGAAGGCCAGAAGCUUUAAAGACUGCAGUACCGCAAUUGUUGUCAUAUUUAUGCCCGAACACUGCACCUCAAAAUGACCCAGGUUGCAUGUGCAUUGAUCUUCUUCAGGUGAUUGCCAGCGUGAGCGCCAGCCGCCCUUCCCUAGUGGUGGAGCAGACGGGAGUGAUAAAGCGCGCCGCCCGCCCGCCGCACUCCAGCCCUCAAAGCGCUGCCCUUAUCGCCACUAUACUGGCUCGUCUUGGAACCACUAGUCGGGAACGAGCCCAAGAAGCCUUGAACUUUGUAGUUGAACGGCUACACGGAGCGGAAUGGUCGGAGCAAGCGGGCUUAAUCCGAGAAGCGACCGCGCUUUGUAGCGCUUACCCUGCCUUAUUUACUGAUCGACUUCUUGCCGCCUUACGAGCCAACCAUGGUAAUCGCCCAAAAUCAACACAUGGCGAAAUAAACCGAACCUCGGGUGGUGUAACCAUCGUUAAACUUAACCAGAAUUCAAACGACAUAAUAACAAGGCCAAUAACCGGGCCCCCAGGUCCUGUUGCCCUGGGACCCUCGGGUAAUACUGGGACUCCGGCGGUAAAUACUGGGGCCCCAGUGGGGUACACGAGAAGGGCUAAGUUGGGCGAUUCCCGAAGUACGGGUAGAUUACACCCGGGACCUAAUUCUCAUAGGAGCAUGACAAGAUUGAAUGUUGCUGGUGGUUCAGUGGGCGGGCUACACAAGAGCAUGACGCGACUUUCCUCCUCACAACAGAUUAAUGCACAAAACGCCAACCUUCCAGCACCAGUUCCAAACAAAAACAUCGUGAGCAAAGCUAUAAGUGGUGCAACUCAGGGAUCGACAUCAACAACUUCGCCCCCUUUUUCUUCCCAAUCAAUAUCGGUAAACCCUCUUAUUGGCAAAUCAUCAGACAUCACUCCCAUAACUUCCUCGGUCUCCAUCCAACAUUCCAAUACAGCUCUCGGCCAAGUAUCAGUGAUCAGCUCACACACGGGACCAAUUUUGACGCAAACGGGACCGAUCUUGACCCAAAUAGGAUCAAACCCGGUCUCCAUAUCCGGCCCGGUGACAGUGACGUCCCGUAGAGCGAAUAAUACUAGUGUGACGAUGAUAAAUACGAAUAAUAGUGAUGGGAAUCAUCGAAUAUCGGUUUUUGAGCCUUACCCGAUGCGGGAUACGGUACAACACUUCUGCGAGAAGCAUUUGGAUAAGAUUAAGGCUUAUAUGGAUAAUGUGUCCAUGAGGAUACCUCCACCUGCCAAGUGUACUAUUGAAGAGCGUCGUUCCAAAAAGCAAGCUCGCCUACAAUUCGCUUGCGGGCGUCGCGGGCCUCAUUGCUUGUACGCACGCGGUGCGUUCUCGUUGCGUACGCGCGCGCCCCGCGUCUGGAUACAUCUCAUGUUCCUAGCAUUACAGGCAAGGCACACGGCUGCCUUGUCCUCGAGAGACCCCACGGUGGCCAGUCUCAAACACUGCUGGGAUAUACUCAAGUGCGAGAACAAGACCUUUCUCACACUCGUUACGAGCGCUUUUCCGGGGUUAAAGGAACAAGAAAUGUUGGUGAACGAGUUACGCGCGGCGGGUUUCUUCGACGUAUUCGAAGUUAGUGCUGGUGGGGCGUGGGGCUGUUUCCUUUGUACGCACCCGGACAGAGCUGUGGGUUUUCUGGCAGCAGAUGGCCAACCAGUUAUAGAAGGACAGUUGAAGGAGAAAAAGGGGAGAUGGAGGCUGUUCCGACGAUGGAGAACAAGGUACUUCACAUUGUCGGGCGCGCAUCUCUCUUGUAAAGGAUCGAGCGGUGGAGAAAGCAUAGACAUCAACCAGAUCCGGUCAGUAAAAGUGUCCCGCGGGGCCAGAAAUAUCCCGAAAGCGUUUGAGAUUUUUACCGGAGAUCAAACCCUGAUCCUCAAGCCCAAAGAUGGUAAGAAUGCCGAGGAAUGGGUGCAGUGCCUCAGUAUAGCAGUCGCUCACUCGCAAGCGAGAGACGCUCCUGCUAAAGCCAACAGCUUGCCAGCAAGAGGACUCACUCUCAAGAGCUUUUAA
This is a messenger RNA of Pieris macdunnoughi, 2757 nucleotides long. NCBI's taxonomy places the organism in Eukaryota, Metazoa, Arthropoda, Insecta, Lepidoptera, Pieridae. The record is from the annotation of a GenBank genome assembly.